Trifolium pratense (red clover) is the source of this 1675-nucleotide messenger RNA. RefSeq names its product scopoletin glucosyltransferase-like. The record is from RefSeq and is a predicted model, not a curated record. The coding region runs from base 89 to 1528 and encodes 479 amino acids. The transcript has a single exon. Lineage: Eukaryota; Viridiplantae; Streptophyta; Magnoliopsida; Fabales; Fabaceae. Gene Ontology annotation, molecular function: UDP-glycosyltransferase activity.
CACUCUAGAUACUAUAUACCAAACUGAAAAAUAUUUGUUAGAUUUCAGUUUGGGCACUACAAACUUGCAUGCUAAAUAGUGAAAAAACAUGGGUAAUGAAUAUCAUUCUUUACACAUAUUUUUCUUUCCUUUUCUUGCUCAUGGUCAUAUCAUACCAACAGUUGAUAUGGCCAAAUUAUUUGCAGAAAAAGGUGUCAAAGCCACUAUAAUUACUACACUCCUAAAUGAACCCUUUAUCUCCAAGUCUAUAGAAAAAUCCAUAAUUAGUGGCCACAAUAUUCACAUUCAAACUAUAAACUUCCCUUGCAUAGAGGCUGGUUUACCAAAUGGUUGUGAAAAUAUUGACUCAGUCUCAGUCCCUUCACAUGAAUUUUUUUCUACAUUCUUAAAAGCCACAAAUUUGUUACAAGAGCCACUUGAGGAACUACUACAUGAACAACAACCAGAUUGUAUUGUUGCUGACAUGUUUUUCCCAUGGACAACUGAUUCUGCUGCCAAAUUUGGUAUUCCUAGACUUGUGUUUCAUGGGAUUUCAUACUUCUCGUUAUGUGCUACCGAGUGUAUGAGACUCUAUGAGCCUUUCAAGAAUGUUUCUCCUGAUUCCGAACCCAUUGUUAUUCCUAAUCUCCCUGGUGAUAUUAAAAUCACAAGGCUACAGACUCCGCCUAUUGAGGAUUCGAAGGAAUUUGAAGGAAUGGUCAGAUUAAUGCAAGAUAUAAAGGAAUCAGAACUGAAGAGCUUUGGAGUUGUUGUUAACAGCUUCUAUGAUCUUGAAAAUGAUUAUGCAGAUUAUUACAUAAAUGUACUUGGAAGAAAAUCAUGGCAUAUUGGUCCUUUGUGUCUUUACAAUAGGGAUAUGGAAGAAAAAGUAAAUAGAGGAAAAACAGCUUUUGAUCAUGAUAUGUGCUUAAAAUGGCUUGACAUGAAGAAAUCCAAUUCAGUUGUUUACAUAUGCUUUGGAAGUAUAGCAAACUUUCCUAACUCUCAACUUCAAGAAAUUGCUAUAGGACUUGAGGCAUCAGGACAAAAUUUCAUUUGGGUAGUGAGGAAAAGUAAAGAAGAUGAAGAAGAAUGGUUACCUGAAGGAUUUGAGAAAAGAAUGGAGGGAAAGGGACUGAUUAUUAGAGGUUGGGCACCUCAAGUGUUGAUUCUUGAACAUGAAGCAAUUGGGGCAUUUGUGACUCAUUGCGGAUGGAAUUCGGUAUUAGAAGGAGUAACUGCAGGGGUGCCUAUGGUUACUUGGCCUGUUGCGGCGGAGCAAUUUUACAAUGAGAAGUUGGUGAAUGAGGUACUUCAAAUUGGUGUACCUGUUGGUGUUAAAAAAUGGGUUGGAUUUGUUGGGGAUAGUGUUGAAAGGGAUGCUAUAGAGAAGGUUGUGAAGAGGAUUAUGGAAGGGGAAGGAACAAAGGAAAUGAGGAAUAAGGUGAAAGUGUUAUCAGAGUUAGCAAAAAGGGCAAUGAAAAAAGAAGGAUCAUCUUAUUCAAAUUUGAAUGAUUUAAUAGGGGAGUUGGGAUUGAUUAGGAAUUGAAAUACCACACAAAAAUGUUAUUACUAUGUAUAUGUUCCAUUUAUUUCUUCCUAUGAAGAAAUUGCUUUAUUAUGUAACUGAUAUCAAGAACAAAAAUUAAAAAUUUCAUUCGAAAUUAAUGCACACAAAUUAUUAAAAUAAUUUCAA